Molecule: messenger RNA, 1427 nt
Organism: Solanum pennellii
Lineage: Eukaryota; Viridiplantae; Streptophyta; Magnoliopsida; Solanales; Solanaceae
Exons: 5
Coding region: 18-1427 (469 amino acids)
Source: RefSeq, a predicted model, not a curated record
GGGUCGAGCAACUUAAGAUGCCUGCUGGACAUGCUUCAAAUUUAGGAAAAUGUGUUGAUAUGGAGCAUGGAAAAUUACAUUGUAUGAAAAGUCAUGAUUGUCAUGUCUUCAUGGAAACAUUACUCCCCGUUGCAUUUAGUGGCUUGCCUGAUAGAAUUUGGAAACCUAUGACUGAAAUCAGUUUGUUCUUCAAGGACUUGUGUUCUAAUACGUUAAGGGAAGACAACCUAGUUCAGAUGGAUCAGAAUAUUCCUGUAAUUACGAAUAAGUUGGAGAAGAUUCUUCCACCUGGAUUUUUCGAUGUGAUGGAGCAUCUUCCUGUACAUCUAGUGCAUGAAGCACGCCUUGGAGGUCCGGUUCAAUAUAGAUGGAUGUAUCCUUUUGAGAGGACUAUUGGAAAGUCUAAACGGGGCAUGAAACAAAAUCAUAGAGUUGAAGGCUCAAUGGUUCAAUUCCAUCUUGGUAGGGAGAUAACUAAUUUUGGUUCUUAUUACUUUAAAAGAAGUGUGUCAUGCUUUCAAAAUAGACCCAAUUGCCAUGACGAUGGUGGUGAGACUAUGAAGCCACUAUCAAUCUUCAAUCAACCAGGCAAAGGUUCAAAAAAACGCACAAGGAGGAAUCUUAGUGCCAUUGAGUUGCAGUCUGCAUCUACACAUGUCUUAUUGAAUUGCCCACAAGUUAAACCAUUUGUUGAUUACUUUGUGCAUUUAUAUGGCAAUGAAAGAGUAUUUGAGAAUUUCUCAAAGUGGUUUCAAGAUUACAUUUAUGACACAAAAAAUGGUCAAUUUGACCAAUUUUUGAAGGACAUUUCUUGGGGACCCAUCAAGACUUAUUCAAUGAAUAAGUAUGUUGUUAAUGGUUUUAAAUUCACUACUGAAGAAUACUCCAAAUAUAAAAAAACUAACAAUAGUGGAGUUUGGGUAAAAGGUGGUGAUGGAAAUCUAGAUGGAGUUGAUUAUUAUGGGGUACUCAAGGAGGUUUUGGAAAUGGAGUAUUCCGGUUGGCCUACAAAAAAAAUUAUAUUAUUUAGAUGCAAGUGGUUUGAUCCAACCCCCAAAAGAGGUACGAGAGAAAUCAAACAAUAUAAUAUCAUUGAAGUAAAGCACACAAGGGAAUAUGAAGCUUAUGAUCCUUUUAUUAUUGCACAAAAUGUUAAGCAAGUGUACUAUGUUCCUUAUCCCUUGCGUCCAGAUAAAGCUGAUUGGUGGGUGGUUAUUAAAACCAAACCCAUGGGCCGUGUGGAAGUUGAAAACGUGUUGGAUGUUGCAUACCAAAAUGAUGAUUCAUCAAUUGUUCACCACACCGUCGAUAUUGAAUUAGAAAAUGAUUUAGAGCAUCCUGAACACAUAUUAGAAGAGGUUGAUAUGGAAGAAAUAACAAAUGAAGGGGCAAAUGCAACAAUUCAUGAGGAUGAGUUUGAAGAGUAA